Molecule: messenger RNA, 1945 nt
Organism: Paramecium tetraurelia
Lineage: Eukaryota; Ciliophora; Oligohymenophorea; Peniculida; Parameciidae
Exons: 9
Biological process (GO): cilium movement; outer dynein arm assembly
Cellular component (GO): outer dynein arm
Molecular function (GO): dynein light chain binding; dynein heavy chain binding
Source: RefSeq, a predicted model, not a curated record
AUGCCACCCAAAAUAAUAAAAAGGAGCCCUCAGGAGACCAUAACCGCCAACCAGAAUUUAAAUCAACAAGAAGCUGAACCAGAUGGUGAUGAAUCAGAAUAUUAACAUGAAAGAGAAAGAGAAAGACCUUAAUUGACAGAGAAGGAACUGAAUGAAGACAUGCCAUCUAAAAUGUUGAUACCUACCAAUCCUCAAGCCCCUAAGAAUAUCACUCAAUAUGAUUAUUUAUAAAGAAAAUAUAAAACUGAUGAGUUGGUUGAAUAAUUAAUAAUUCACUUCAGGAUGGAUGGAGAAAUCAUACACAAAGACUCAAAUGAAUCCAGAAUAUAGGAGGAAUUAUGGGAAACAAAAUAAGCAUUGAUAAAAGAGGCAGAAAGGAAUUUAGAAAUGGAAGAUCCUGGGGCAGCAAAGGACAAGGAGGCAAUUAAAUAAACAAUGAGAAACAAGUUUAAUUAUAAUGCGAGAGAAGCCUAAACUGAUGGAAGAGUCAUCAGAGAAAGAGGUGUGUCAACAGAGCCUCCUCCUAGUGAUACAUUGAAAGGAUAAAUUACUUAAUGGGAAAUUUUCGAUGCUUAUAUUUAAAAUAAAGCCAAAGAGGAAAGUUAGAAGAAGAAAGAUCACACUUCGGAUAACACAGUUUAUAAGCCAUCUUUUAAGAGAUGUUUAAAAAUAAUGGAAAGAACAGUGGUUCAUAAUGAUCAGAAAGAGAAAUACAAUGAUUACAAAUAUUAUUGGAGUCAAGGCGAAGUAGUUGAGACAUCGAAGAAUGAAGGACAUUUAUUGCCAAUUUGGAAAUUUUCAAAUGAAAAGUAAAAGAAGAAACAUGUAACAUCAUUGUGUUGGAAUCCAAGAUAUAUGGAUCUAUUUGCUGUAAGUUUUGGUAGUUACGAAUUUUCAAAAUAAAGAAUGGGUCUGAUUUGUUUAUAUUCUCUUAAAAAUACAACUCAUCCAGAAUAUGCAUUUACAUGUGAAGCUGGUGUGAUGUGCUUAGAUUUCCAUCCAUAAAGUCCAGCAUUAUUGGCUGUAGGAUUAUAUGAUGGAACAGUGCUAGUUUAUGAUAUCAGAAACAAACAUAAAAAACCAAUUUAUUAAUCAACAGUAAGAACUUAGAAACACACAGACCCAGUAUGGCAAGUUAGAUGGAAUCCAGAUAUCUCUAAGAAUUAUAAUUUCUAUUCAAUUUCAUCUGAUGGUAGAGUUAUGAAUUGGGUGUUGAUGAAAAAUAAAUUAGAGCCUGAAGAAGUCAUCAGAUUAAGAUUGCUUGGUGGUUUGUGUUUUGAUUUCAAUAAAUUCGAACCUCAUAUCUUCUUGGUUGGUACUGAAGAAGGAAAAAUACAUAAAUGUUCAAGAGCAUAUUCAGGAUAAUAUCAAGAAACAUACAUUGGUCAUAAUUUGGCAGUAUACAAGGUUAAAUGGAACAAUUUCCAUCCUAGAACUUUCAUUUCUGCUUCUGCUGAUUGGACAGUUAAAAUUUGGGAUUCUAAAAUCUCUACUUAAAUUAUGAGUUUUGAAUAAGGAAUGUAGGUUGUCGAUGCCAUGUGGGCACCCUACAGUUCUACAGUUUUUGCUUGUGCCACUCAAGACAAGAUUUUUGUUUAUGAUUUGAAUGUUGAUAAAAUCGGAAAACUUGCAGAAUAAAAACCCUCUAAAUAACCAAGACUAACAAAUAUUGCAUUUAAUCAAAGAGAUCCAAUUAUCUUAGUAGGUGAUACUCAUGGUGGAAUUACAUUACUUAAAUUAAGUCCUAAUUUAACAAAAUCUGGAGUUAAGGCAUCUAAUUUCCCUGAUGGCAAAGUACCUAAAGAGUUUGAGAACAUGCCUUUAGAAGAAUAUGAAAAAUAAAAAAUGGAAAACUUAUUGCAAGUUGUUUCUAAAUGGGAAAGGGAAGAUUCCUGAAAUCAUAAAUUAUAAAACAUAUUUAUUGUCAAUAUUCAACGAAUAUUCA